This is a messenger RNA of Lepus europaeus (European hare), 2226 nucleotides long. Its product is annotated as lysine-specific demethylase 4D-like. Gene Ontology annotation, molecular function: histone H3K9 demethylase activity. Gene Ontology annotation, biological process: chromatin remodeling. Gene Ontology annotation, cellular component: nucleus. The record is from RefSeq and is a predicted model, not a curated record. Lineage: Eukaryota; Metazoa; Chordata; Mammalia; Lagomorpha; Leporidae.
UAAUGUCUCUUCCGUCUUUCCCUUCCCCAACCCCACCUCCCAGACUCCUUCAUUCCGGCACUGCGUGGACGGAAACCCCGGUGUAGCCGGCACCACAUCCAUGGCAGGCGGGAGAGAGCGUGGAAGGGGAUGUCACCCAACAGUUUAAAUCCAACGAUUCUGUUUCCAUCCUUUCUCCCGAGCUAGAGCCAACAAGCCUAGAAAACUAGGCUGCGGACAUACUAGUGUUUUCAUUUAAUUGGAUAUGAAGAAAGAACAAAUAUGUGCGGGGGCAACCACGAUCUUUAUAAAGAACGUAAGUUCCAGGAAAGCAGGAGUCUUGUCUGUCUUGCUCACUGGUGUGUCUUCUGCAUAUAGAGCUGUACCUGGCACAUAAUAGGUGCUGAAUUUUGUAUUAGACACAGCACUCAUAUAUACUCAACUACAUCUGAGUCACCCACCCAAGUCUAGGCUAUUCAGUAGACCUCAAGGAGGUAGAGCCAGCCACCACCUGAGGAACAGUACCAAUUGCAGACUCACUGACCAUCAGAGCCUGGACAAAGCUGCCACCCACAGUGGAGUGCCCCUGGUGACACAGCAAGCCUAAAAGGGAUUAUUACCUUAUUUGCAAAAAAACCCUAAUUGGUGGAUCCUGCUACCUCCUAGAAACACCAACUCAGAUCUUCAAAGGUGGACUUUUCUUCCAUCCUGAACCAUCUUGACUUAGCUAAACAUUGAAAUUUGGCUGCUUAUUACAUCGAAACUAUGAAGUCUAAGGCCCAUCGUGCUCAGAAUCCAAAUUGCAGCAUAAUGGUAUUUCACCCAACCAAAGAAGAGUUUAGUGAUUUUGAUAACUAUAUUGCUUACAUGGAAUCUCGGGGUGCACACCGAGGAGGCCUGGCCAAGGUCAUCCCACCCAAGGAGUGGAGGGCCAGACAGAGCUAUGAUGACAUCGAUGACAUCUUAAUAACUCGCCCCCUCCAGCAAGUGGCCUAUGGCGGGGCAGGUGUCUUUACUCAAUUCCAUAAAAAGAACAAAGCCAUGACUCUGAGCGAGUACCGCCAACUGGCCAACAGCACAAAAUACCAGACCCCAGCGCACCUGACUUUUGAAGAGUUGGAGCGAAAAUACUGGAAAAACCGUCUCUAUGAUGCCCCGAUCUAUGGUGCUGACAUCAGCGGCUCUCUGUUUGAUGACAACACAGCACACUGGAACCUCAGGCGCCUGGGCACCAUUCAGGACCUGUUGGAGCAGGAGUGCGGCGUGGUCAUCGAGGGAGUCAACACGCCCUACCUGUACUUUGGCAUGUGGAAGACCACGUUCGCCUGGCACACGGAGGACAUGGACCUGUACAGCAUCAACUACCUGCACUUCGGGGAGCCCAAAACGUGGUACGCGGCCCCGGAGCACGGGCGGCGCCUGGAACGCCUGGCCGGGCAGCUGUUCCCGGGCAGUUCCCGCAGCUGCCAGGCCUUCCUGCGGCACAAGGUGGCCCUCAUCUCGCCCAGCGUCCUGCGGCAGAACGCCAUCCCCUUCCGCCGCGUCACUCAGCAGGCUGGCGAGUUCAUGGUCACCUUUCCCUACGGCUACCACGCGGGCUUCAACCACGGCUUCAACUGCGCCGAAGCCAUCAAUUUCGCCACCUUGCGCUGGAUCAAUUAUGGCAAAGUGGCCUCUCAGUGCAGCUGCGGGGAAGCCAGGGUCACCUUUGACAUGGAUGCCUUUGUUCGUAUCCUGCAACCCGAGCGCUAUGAGCUGUGGAAGUGCGGCCAAGAUCGGACGGCCCUGGACCACACGGAGCCUACGGCACGCACCAGCCCGGAGCUGACCAAGUGGAAGCAGGAUCGCGGGCUCUGGAGGGCAGCCCGAGGCUUGGCUUCCAAACUUGCUAGGUCCCUGGCUGCAGGCGAUGGUACUCGCUGCAAGGCUCCCCAGCGCCUACGGGCUGCCGGGGAAUCUACAGCACAGCCAGCGGGCAUUGCCCACAGUUCCAGGAAACCACAGGCAGCCCCGCGGACUUCACUGGGUCCCUGUGCCCCAGAGGUCCUCUCAACUGUCACACGUGGCUGUCGGCGUCGCUCUAGGGAACUGGGGCUGCAGGAGCCAAGCCUCCAGUCGCCAGCAAAGAGGCGCCUCUCGGUCAGAACAGGGCGCACAGCUGCGCGCUCCCAGCCUCAGUCCUCACCUGAGCGUGGUAUCUUGAUGGUCAAUCCUGCACCAAGCCUGGGGCCGCAGCUCCCCGCUUAG